This is a messenger RNA of Zymoseptoria tritici IPO323, 1134 nucleotides long. RefSeq lists its product as uncharacterized. The transcript has a single exon. Gene Ontology annotation, cellular component: Prp19 complex; catalytic step 2 spliceosome; post-spliceosomal complex. Bases 1 to 732 code for a protein of 243 amino acids. Lineage: Eukaryota; Fungi; Ascomycota; Dothideomycetes; Mycosphaerellales; Mycosphaerellaceae. Gene Ontology annotation, biological process: generation of catalytic spliceosome for second transesterification step; mRNA 3'-splice site recognition. The record is from RefSeq and is a predicted model, not a curated record.
AUGGCUCGCAACGCAGAGAAAGCGCAGUCCAUGCUCUUCCGAUUUCGUGAGCAACAAGCAAACGAUCUCGGAAUCCUCGACAUAUCUCGCACGAAGCGACCAAAGGCCAUAUCCCAGCAAGACCAUGUUCCGACCUGUGAGAGAUGGCGUGGACAAGUACUGAAAGAGAUCAGUCGCAAAGUCUCCAAAAUCCAAGAUCCGGCCCUCAGCGACUAUCAAGUGCGCGACAUCAACGAUGAGCUCAACAAAUUGUUCAGAGAAAAGUGGCAUUGGGAGGUACGGAUCCGGGAGUUGGGUGGACCAAACUACAUGCGAGGGGGGUCAAAGAUGCUGGAUGAUGAAGGGAGGGUGAUUGAGGGCGGUGGGAAAGGCUACAGAUAUUUUGGACGGGCGAGGGAAUUGCCAGGUGUGAAAGAGCUGUUCGAGGCAGCGACGCAGAAGCCGGAGAAAGAGAAGAGCGAGACGAGACAUGACCUGCGAUUGAAGGUUGAUGCGGGCUACUACGGAUACAAUCUGGACGAGGAGGACGGCACUCUGCUCAAGUACGAGGCUCAGAAGGAAAAAGAGGCGUUCGAACUUCUCAUGAUGGAAGAGGAUGAUGUCAAGGAUGGAGAGUGGGAAGCCUUGCCGGGUGAUGCAGGAGAUGGUGUUCCAUGGAGGCUACCCACAGCAGAGGAGGUCGAGGCCGAAUUGCUGGAAAGGCGAAAGCGCAAGUUGUUGGACAAGCUUUGAGAUACUGUUGAGCUUCCUGUUCCUGGAGUGUAUCAACUGAAAACGCUGCCCUCACUGGGAUGUGGCCAAGAGACGCCGAAAUUGCGCAGUUUACGGCAUCUUUGAGCAUCUGGGCUUCUGCUAUCGCUCCAUCACUCGAGGGCCGCUCUAUUGCAGCGCGAUCUGUGCCGACAUUGAGGAGUUCAAUGCGCUUUGGUCUCUUUGAUCGCGCGUUUGGGCCUGGUCCGACAAGGACCCGCACAGCACUCGCGUCGAGACGUUGUCGGUCAGCAACCACAAACCACCGACCGUCGAUCAAUAAAAGAAGUGCGCAGUGAAAAGUCGCGGAAUGUGCUUCAUAUGGCCUGCCGGAGGUUGCCCGCACAGGAUUGAAAUUUGAUGAUGCGCAGCGGAGAUUCCAUC